AUGGAGACAAACUGCAGCAGAAACAGCAGCAACCCGCUGCUCUCUGACUCAGAUGAUGACUCUCCCCCUCAGCAUGCUGACAAGCAGCAGCAGCAGCAGCAGCAGCAGCAGCAACAGCAGCAGCAGCAGCAGCAGCAGCAGAAACUUGGGGGCCCGCCAAAGAAGAGCCGUAUAGACACCUCAGGGGACUCAAAGGCAACGGGGGUGCUGCGGGUCUGUGCCUCAGCCUGCAGCAGCAGCAGCAGCAGCAGCAGCAGCAAAAGCAGCAGCAACAGCAACGGCCCGGCUUGUGCUGCUGCUUCCGGGGUGGAAGGCAACACCGCAACAGCAGCGACAGCAGCAGCAACCCCAGCAGCAACCCCAGCAGCAGCAGCAGCAGCAGCAGCAGCAACAGCAGCAGCAGCAGCAGCAGCAGAAGUGAAGUGUACAGGGCCAAGAGUAGCUGAUGGGGCCCUGGUGGUGCUGAGAGACUUCGCGGGGAGACUAAGCCUCGCUAAAGCCAGAAGAAAUACCGAGCAGCAGGAGGCCCCCUCCCCCUUCUCCUUCGAUGAGUGUCUCCUCGUGGGGGCCCCCUACUGCAGCACGUUCUCCUGGGGGGGCAGCUGCUGGCUGCGGACGCAGAGACACCCCAGCAUGCCUGAGGGUUUGGUGGAGCAGCAGAGCCAAGAGCUAGAAGGAGACAAUAGAAUGAUCGUAGACAGCGGCGAGGCGCAGCGGCUGAGUGCUGGGGAGAUUGAGAGGCUGAAGGGGGGUAAUUAA
Molecule: messenger RNA, 759 nt
Organism: Eimeria mitis
Lineage: Eukaryota; Apicomplexa; Conoidasida; Eucoccidiorida; Eimeriidae
Exons: 3
Coding region: 1-759 (252 amino acids)
Source: RefSeq, a predicted model, not a curated record